AGAAUAGUAAAGUAAUCAAGCCAACGGUUUUUUAAAAACGUUUUGUGUGUCUGUCCGGUUUUAGUAUAUUUUAUUUUAAAUGUAUUGAAAAUUUAAAGAUUUUUAGAUAAAAUCGGGCUGUGCAACUCAAGUAGACAAACUAUAAUCGCAAUACGGCAUUCGCCGUGUAAUAAAUUAGACAGAUAAUGGCGCCAACCAGAUUGGCAACGAAGCCCAUCGGCGUCAAUGAUAACUUCUUGAGCCAUGGUAUCACAACUAGAAGCAAGCAGUUGGCUUCUCUUAAGACACACAAAGAUAAUUUGAAAGUGCCUAAUAAAAGAAAAGCGGAUAGUCCGUUGAAGGAUGCGAUGGCGAAGAGGGCGGCGUUCGGAGACAUCACGAAUGCAUACAACAAGUCUUCAGGAGUCAACGACAAAAUCAUGCCGAUGAAGAAGGUGACAGUGGAAAGCAAAAUGCUCCCAGUACUAAAGAGUAUCAAACCACCAACUACUAUAUUGAAUGGGAAACCUUCAAAAACCAAGCAACUGCAAAGGGUGGCCACAAAUGCAUUGGAAUCCGUACAAAAACACUUUGCCAAAGACCCUCCUAAGCCCACAGCGACUAGAGCCCAAAAUGGCAUACUCAAGAACAUUGAAAGAAAAGAGAAAUCCAUUGGUAAAGAGAAUCAGAAUAACAGCCAAAACUCAAUGAAAUCUGGACGAAGUGAUAUUUCUGAACCUUCACUUUAUAUGACUGCAUUGGAAAAUAUAAGUCCAUCUGAAACUACAAAAGAAGAAUAUAAGACAAUCAGCGACAAGCUAGAUAAAGUAAACUUGGAUGACACCAACAACAAAUCCUUGGAUGAAGAAACUGAGACCCCACACAAGCCGCCUGCGGGUGUUGUAGAUUUUGACCUAGAGAACUGGAACGAUCCAUUCCAAGUGUCUCAUUAUGCUAUGGACAUUUUCAACUAUUUGAAGAGUAGAGAGCGCCUGUUCCCCAUUGAUGACUAUCUACUGAGAAUGGAAGGAAUCACGUCUUGGAUGCGCGCACUGCUUGUUGACUGGAUGGUUGAAGUUCAGGAGAGCUUCGAGCUAAAUCACGAGACAUUAUACCUGGCCGUGAAGCUAGUGGACCUUUUCCUGGCUCGAUCAUCGAAAACUCUUCCAAUACAGAGCCAACUGACAAAGGAGGAGCUGCAACUACUUGGAGCGUCGGCACUUUUUAUAGCUUCCAAGUUUGAUGAGCGCAUCCCUCCUCUAGUGGACGACUUCUUAUACAUCUGCGAUGGGGCGUACACACUAAGCCAGCUGCUCACAAUGGAGAUGAACAUACUGCGAGUGGUGGACUUCGACCUCGGCAUACCACUCUCUUACCGGUUCCUCAGAAGAUACGCCAGGUGUGCCCGUGUAUCGAUGCCGACACUGACACUGGCGAGGUUCGUGCUGGAGCAAUGUCUGCUCGAGUACAGCCUCCUGGAGCACUCGGACAGCAAGAUGGCAGCGGCCGCCCUAUACCUCGCGCUCAGGAUGAAGUCUAUUGGACAUUGGACACCGACGCUGCAGUAUUAUACAGGUUACACCGUAAAGGACAUUCUACCAAUAGCCCUAGCACAAAAUUCUGUUUUACACAAGAAGCCAAAAUCAGCUAUCAGCACAGUAAGGAAUAAGUACUCUCACACAAUCUUCUUUGAAGUAGCCAAAGUACCUCUCAUCGGAGACUCGGUGUUGACCAGCUGAAACGAGCCAAGUGGCACUUUACACACUGUAAAAAACAUAUUAAGGUGGGUCCAAUUCUUUUAAUAUAUUGUAUUGUGUUUUUGAUUGCCUAUAAUGUGUAAAUUUACACGCACACUUUCUUAGAGACUUGAGAGAUUACAUUGAAUCGAAUUUUUAUAUUUCAUGAACAAAUCGGCACAAUGUAGGCAGUCAAAGUUUAGAUGUAAAUGUCGCGGAACGUGUGCGCGUUGUCAAUUUUCUGUUAAUGUUAUUAAAAAUUCUAACUAUGUAUUGUAUAGACACGUCUGCCCAUGUUUUUGUUAGAAAACAUUUUUUUCAACGAUCAAUAUUGACUUUGUAGCAUUGUUUAACGGAGUUUUCUUGAUAAUUGUAUUUUACAAUAUGAGUUUUGUAUCGCCCUGUCUAGUGAAUGUUACGAUGGCGAUAUAUUGUAAGGUGCCACUUUAGGCUAUUUAUUUUGUAAGUUAAUGUUUAACAUUACAAUAGACAAGCGUGUCGCGCGUCGUACACCAUCGUGGUUAUACGACCAUAUCACUGCCCGUAAUUUAGUAGCAAAUCUAGGUAGUGACAAAUCUAGAUCAAUUAGGAAAGCUUAGUUUUUACAAUUUAUACUGUAAAGCGGCGUUUGCAAGAAGGCGAUUGUUGAAGGUCUGAAUUAUAUGUAUAAUUUUCGGCUUUUAUGAUUUAUUAUACAUUUUUUCUUUAUCUAAAAAGACUGAAAUUGCACGUGACUAAGGAAAACUUUGAGUAAUCCCAAGUUUUAUCGUUACAAAAUGUGCCAUAAACGUUUGUAUGUAUGGCAGAUCACUGAUACCACCAGAUUAGACUAAGAGGCAACUCUUUUUGUAUGGAGUACUAACCUAGCGAAACUAAGUUUCCAUAAAACUCCACUUUUGUUUGAAACUGUAUGCUUAGAAACCAAAAUCUCAUUAUGUAAUGUCACACACCUUCACAGUUCAAUAGAAACCUACCAAAAAUUAUAGCCAAUUCACAUUCCAAUAUUGUAUAUGCGCCUUGCUUAAUUAUAUGAUUAGAAUAUAUUGUCUUCCUAUAGGAAAUGUAGGCGUGAUAUCACUGCGCUUUAUUGCUAUGGUAGCGGAAGUACAUGUUUAUAAUUUUGUGUCUUUUAUUUAUAUGUAAAUUCUAUGUAAAAACCGGAUGCAUUCAGUCAAUGAAUGACUGCAAGCAAUAUUAUUGAUUAAAAAUAAUUCGCGAUUUCACAAGUCUAGCACUAGAUUUACAGUUAUGAAUUCUUAUCUGUCCUAUGCUUCGUAAUCAAUUUCCGUAUGUUUUUAUACACGUUAUAAAUAUGUAGUCUAUUCGGCGUGCUUUGCUAAAUCUCUUUUAAUUUUAAUUAUUAUUAUUAUUAAUGGAUUUUGUAAUGUUUUAAUAAUUAAUUUACAUAGUAAUUAUUGUGAGAUUAUUUGCAUCGAUGUCUUAUGUUUUGUAAUUUAUCACAUUUUAAAGAGUACAAAAUAUUGGAAUGUUAUUAAUAAUGUUGUUCAUUAAUGCUAAGUUUUAGAUUAAUUACACUUUUAAAACUGUUUUUUCUUGAUAGCGUUUGUCAUUUAAUUAUACAAAGUUAAUGUAAAACUCUUGACAUGUAAAUAAAAGUGAUUUUGGUUUGGUAACUGACGUACUUUUUAUUGUACCUGCGCGGAAAUUGGGGCCGUGUCAACUGUGCACUCAAAUGGUUCGACCACAUUGAGAGUACAAUGGACAUGCUUCUGGAUUUGAUUCCUGGUCUGGUUAUUUAAGGAUGGACUUUUUAAAUAUCUGAGUUCUUGAAAUCAGAGAAGUUUCAUUGCUA
Messenger RNA from Achroia grisella, 3528 nucleotides. RefSeq names its product G2/mitotic-specific cyclin-B3 (gene CycB3). Gene Ontology annotation, cellular component: centrosome; nucleus; cyclin-dependent protein kinase holoenzyme complex. Gene Ontology annotation, biological process: regulation of cyclin-dependent protein serine/threonine kinase activity; mitotic cell cycle phase transition. The record is from RefSeq and is a predicted model, not a curated record. The transcript is spliced from 8 exons. Gene Ontology annotation, molecular function: cyclin-dependent protein serine/threonine kinase regulator activity. Bases 186 to 1718 code for a protein of 510 amino acids. Lineage: Eukaryota; Metazoa; Arthropoda; Insecta; Lepidoptera; Pyralidae.